UCGCCGCCCCGCCCCCGACUCCUUCCCAGUCUCACGGCACUCCACGCCCAGCUAUAUAACGCAAAUAAGCGCCCCCAGCAGCUCAGUGCGGCAGGAGCAGGGGCUUGUGACGACCACCUGAUGUGAAGAAAACGGAGCACUCGAACUCGGGCGACAUCGAACUCCCAAAGAAGGAAAGACUCGCGCGGACACUGACGCAGUUGUUAACGAAGGAACCGGAGAACAUUGAGGGAUUACAAAGUGUUUCUGCUGACUGUGUGUGUUGAUACUUGUGGCAGUUUGGAGGCCUCUUGAUUAAGGGGCCCUUUUUGUGUUGCUGGAAAGGCCGGACACGAACGAACGAACACACAAGGGAACGUCUUCGGAGCCUUCAGAAUAUGGAGCGGUGGUGGGCGGCGGUGGCCUGUGUGGCGUCCCUGGCGGCCAUCGGGACCCGCGGCGACAACCUGGCGUUCGGGAGCGGCCGCAUCACGCUGGACGCCGAACAGGUGGGCUUCCCGACGCGAGGGUUCGACGAUGACGCCUUCACCCUGGACCUGCCCGAGCUAACGCCCUCCCAGCUGGGCUUUCCCGACGUUGACACCUUCGAGGAGAACAGAGACACAACGCCACUCAGGAGGAAACGGAGGAGGGCGGACAAGCUUGGAGGAGGAGGAGGGGGCCACCACCACCAAGACAUGGCCCAUAUCCCCCUCUCGGUGCACUUCCCCCCCAUCCUGCCGCAUUCCAGCCCCCUCACCCCGGGCUACUCCUACGACGCUCCAGGGGGUUAUUCCUACGACGAGCCCGCUGGCUACUCCUACAACGAGCCCUCGAGAGGUGGCUACCUUCCCCCGAAGACGCAGUACAAGGCGCCGGACGCCGGCUACCAGGCCCCCAAGGCGGAGACCAGCUACGAGGCUCCUAAAUCUGACUACGUAGCCCCCAAGGCGGAGACCAGCUACGAGGCUCCCAAGUCAGACUACGUAGCCCCCAAAGUUGAGUCGGCUUAUGUAGCCCCCAAGGCUUACAUACCCCCUAAGGUGGAGGCAGCCUACGUAGCCCCCAAAGUGGAGGCAGCCUACGUAGCCCCCAAGGCAGAGACAAGCUACGUAGCCCCUAAGGCAGAGACGAGGUACGUAGCCCCCAAGGCAGAGACGAGCUACGAGGCGCCCAAGAGCAAGUACCUUCCGCCGACGCACUACGGGGGCUACAGCAUCCGCGACCCCUCCUACUCCACCACCAUCCGGCCGGGCUACGUGCCGCCCGCCACCACGCCCUACGCCGAGGACAUCACGCUGCUGCCGGAGUACAACUACGUCCACUGGCUCAAUAAGGGCGCCCACGGCCACGCCCCGCCCAAGUCCAGCUACGACGAGCACAAGGAGCCCGACGGUUACGACUACAAGGAGCCCGACGGUUACGACUACAAGGAGCCCGGGGGCUAUGACUACACCCCGCCCAAGACAGAGUACAAGGCGCCUGAGCCAGCCUACAAGGCCCCGGAGCCAGCCUACAAGGCGCCCGAGCCAGAGUACAAGGCGCCGCCCAAGUCCAGCUACGACGAACACAAGGAGCCUGCUGGCUACGACUACAAGGAGCCCGGGGGCUACGACUACAGCCCGCCCAAGACGGAGUACAAGGCGCCUGAGCCAGAGUACAAGGCGCCAGAGCCGGAGUACAAGGCGCCGCCCAAGUCCAGCUACGACGAACACAAACCAGCCGGGUACGAUUACACCCCCCCCAAGACGGAGUACAAGGCACCUGAGGCAUCCUACAAGGCACCAGAGGCAUCCUACAAGGCACCAGAAGCAUCCUACAAGGCACCAGAGGCAUCCUACAAGGCACCUGAGGCAUCCUACAAGGCACCAGAGGCAUCCUACAAGGCACCAGAGGCAUCCUACAAGGCACCAGAGGCAUCCUACAAGGCACCUGAGGCAUCCUACAAGGCACCAGAGGCAUCCUACAAGGCACCAGAGGCAUCCUACAAGGCGCCAGAGCCAGAGUACAAGGCGCCGCCAAAGUCCAGCUACGACGAACACAAGGAGCCGGCAGGGUACGACUACAAGGAGCCCGGGGGCUACGACUACAGCCCGCCCAAGACGGAGUACAAGGCACCAGAGGCAUCCUACAAGGCACCAGAGCCAGCCUACAAGGCGCCAGAGCCGGAGUACAAGGCGCCGCCCAAGUCUAGCUACGACGAACACAAACCAGCCGGGUACGAUUACACCCCCCCCAAGACGGAGUACAAGGCACCUGAGGCAUCCUACAAGGCACCAGAGGCAUCCUACAAGGCACCUGAGGCAUCCUACAAGGCACCAGAAGCAUCCUACAAGGCACCAGAGGCAUCCUACAAGGCACCAGAGCCGGAGUACAAGGCGCCGCCCAAGUCUAGCUACGAUGAGCACAAGGAGCCAGCAGGCUACGACUACAGCCCGCCCAAGACGGAGUACAAGGCACCUGAGGCAUCCUACAAGGCGCCAGAGGCAUCCUACAAGGCACCAGAGCCAGCCUACAAGGCGCCAGAGCCGGAGUACAAGGCGCCGCCCAAGUCUAGCUACGACGAACACAAACCAGCCGGGUACGAUUACACCCCCCCCAAGACGGAGUACAAGGCACCUGAGGCAUCCUACAAGGCACCAGAAGCAUCCUACAAGGCGCCUGAGGCAUCCUACAAGGCGCCUGAGCCGGAGUACAAGGCGCCACCUAAGUCUAGCUACGAUGAGCACAAGGAGCCAGCAGGCUACGACUACAGCCCGCCCAAGACGGAGUACAAGGCACCAGAGGCAUCCUACAAGGCACCAGAGGCAUCCUACAAGGCACCAGAGGCAUCCUACAAGGCGCCUGAGGCAUCCUACAAGGCACCAGAGGCAUCCUACAAGGCACCAGAGGCAUCCUACAAGGCGCCUGAGGCAUCCUACAAGGCACCAGAGGCAUCCUACAAGGCACCAGAGGCAUCCUACAAGGCACCUGAGGCAUCCUACAAGGCACCUGAGGCAUCCUACAAGGCACCAGAGGCAUCCUACAAGGCGCCUGAGGCAUCCUACAAGGCACCUGAGGCAUCCUACAAGGCACCAGAGGCAUCCUACAAGGCACCUGAGGCAUCCUACAAGGCGCCUGAGCCGGAGUACAAGGCGCCACCUAAGUCUAGCUACGAUGAGCACAAGGAGCCAGCAGGCUACGACUACAGCCCGCCCAAGACAGAAUACAAGGCGCCAGAGGCAUCCUACAAGGCGCCAGAACCAGAGUACAAGGCACCCGAGCCGGAGUACAAGGCCCCUGAGCCAGAGUACAAGGCACCAGAGCCAGCUUACAAGGCCCCUGAGCCGGAGUACAAGGCGCCCGAGCCGGAGUACAAGGCGCCGCCGAAGACCAGCUACGAGGAACCCAAGGCUUCCGGCUACGAUUACACGCCGCCGAAGACGGAGUACAAGGCGCCGCCCAAGUCGAGCUACGAAGAGCCGGAGUACGACAUUGAGUACAAGGUCGCCGGGAGGCGCCCGCCGCAGGUGGCCUCGUACGGCGGCGUGCUGCAUAGGGCCCACACCUCCCCCUACAUGCCCGACCCCACCGUGUACCCCGCCGAGGACCACCCCGCCGCCGCCCCUACCACCGGCUACGCCACCCCGAAGCCCGACUACGCGGCCCCGACCUCUGCCUACUCCCCCUCCGGCUACAGCUACUCGCCGCCUACAGGGGCGUUCGGCGACGUCCAGCGAGUGUACGGCGUGGGAAGCCCCAUCCCCGUGUACGGCCCCCCGACGCUCCCCCACCGGGUGCUGGACCCGUACGCACCUGCCGCCGACUACUUCUACGAGGACUACCCGCUCAGGCGCCGACGACCAGGCAGGAGGCGACGACCGGGCUUCGGACGGUUCCGAGGCAGAUACUACCGGCAGGCUGAAUAGAGCUCCCACCCUCUGGCCCGUGACCGCCCACCCCACCUCCGCCGCCACCGACCCGCCCUGCCACGCCCUGCCGCCCCCAGCAGCAGGCUGCCUGCCAGGGCAGCUCUGGCGGACCUCGUAGUAUCCACCCCGCCGCCGAGCCCUUGCCGGGCUACGACGGGAUGAAACUAUUCUAGUGACCUUUGGUGACGCCAUGUUUGUCAAGUGUUAAUCAGCUGUAGCGCCGAAGCCUUUCGGUGGUUCUCUUUACACGACACACACCCAUCAGGAGCAGGCCGAGGAGCCACGAACAUGAAUCUAGAGGAGCCUAAGGAAUAUUAAGCCAUAUAAUGUCACAGUUUGAAUCACUAAGAAUUCGGACAUUCUUAAUGAUAAUGUUAACACGAAUUUCUUAGUUCAAAAGAUUUACUUUCUUUUGCCCUCAUACAACAUGCACUGUGCCGAGGUGAACAGCUGCUCCACACCAAGCCAAAUUUAUGACUAAGUGAGCUCGGUUCAUCUAUGCUUCUUUUACAUCAGGAUUUUGACGUGGGGUUCUAUUAAGUGUUCUAAAGGUCUUAUGAAUCAGCCCUGCAAUAGGAUUCUUUUUCUUAAAUAUUUUUCUCUUGUUCCUUAGACAUCGAAUCAGCCCCGUAUGAGGAAGUUUUCCCCAUAUUUCUUUCUUUAGUCAUCCUUUCACAGUGGCUCAGAAAACAGUUCCAAAGGUAACAACUUAUUCCCACCUAACUAUAGGACUUUAGUUUUAGUUGGCCAAGUACCCAUCACCUGUUCCCUUGUCUUCUUGCUUCUUGAUGAUACACUAUUAUGAACCUAGUGAUACCCUAACAGACUAGGCUAACCAAAAUUUAAUGAUACAGAUUUUUGUUCGUGUAAAAUCUGGUAAUUCUGGGUAAACGCUUGAUGGUGAUUAGAGUUAAAAACCAUUUGGAUAAUUGCUCCUGUAUACUGCUCAUUAACAAGCUACUCUCCCCUCCCUCUUGUAGCUAAGCAAUCGUAGAUGAUGUAUUGUGCUAACGUUGUAUUUAUUAUAGAAUAUUAUUUAUGAAUACAUUAACAA
Messenger RNA from Eriocheir sinensis (Chinese mitten crab), 4944 nucleotides. RefSeq lists its product as uncharacterized. Gene Ontology annotation, biological process: regulation of RNA splicing. The transcript has 4 exons. Gene Ontology annotation, cellular component: nucleus; cytoplasm. The coding region runs from base 378 to 3887 and encodes 1169 amino acids. Lineage: Eukaryota; Metazoa; Arthropoda; Malacostraca; Decapoda; Varunidae. The record is from RefSeq and is a predicted model, not a curated record.